Messenger RNA from Vitis vinifera (wine grape), 975 nucleotides. RefSeq lists its product as uncharacterized. The transcript has a single exon. Lineage: Eukaryota; Viridiplantae; Streptophyta; Magnoliopsida; Vitales; Vitaceae. The coding region runs from base 1 to 975 and encodes 324 amino acids. The record is from RefSeq and is a predicted model, not a curated record.
AUGACUCUGUUCAUUGUCUAUAUUGAUGAUAUUAUAAUUACCGAAGACAAUGAAGAAGGGAUAGGGAAUCUCAAGAAGCUGCUAGCAAGAGAAUUUGAAAUUAAAGAUCUUGGACAACUCAUAUACUUUCUUGGCAUGGAAGUUGGUAGAACUAAGGAGGGAAUUGUGGUCACGCAAAGGAAGUAUGUCCUUGAUCUAUUUCAAGAGACUGGGAUGCUAGGUUGUAAGCCAGUGGACACGCCUAUGGAUCCCGUUGGUAAGAUUGAUAAAGAUAAUGUCAGUCAUCCAAAUGAUAGAGACACGUACCAGAGGUUAGUAGGAAAGUUGAUCUACUUAACUCACACAAGGCCCGAUAUUGGUUUCGCUGUGAGCAUGGUAAGCCGCUACAUGAACAAUCCCACUGAAAGACACAUGAAAGCCGUAUACAGAAUUUUACAGUACCUUAAAAAGAGCCCGGGUAGAGGACUCCACUUCAAGAAAACCUCAAGUAGGGAAGUUGAGAUAUUCACAGAAGCUGAUUGGGCAGGAUCCUUGACAUAUCGGAGGUCGACUACUGGGUAUUGUUCCUAUGUGUGGGGAAACUUGGUGACUUGGAGAAGCAAGAAGCAGUCUGUAGUGGCGAGAAGCAGUGUAGAGGCAGAAUUCAGGGCAAUGGCUCAUGGGAUAUGUGAAGGAAUGUGGCUCCAAAGAAAACUCAAGGAACUUGGAAUUAUAUCAAACUCCACUAUGACAGUUUUGUGUGAUAACAAGGCUACCAUAAGUAUUGCAAAGAAUCCAGUUCAACACGACAGAACCAAGCACGUGGAGAUAGACCGUCACUUCAUCAAGGAGAAACUUGAAGGGGGAACAAUCAGACUUAUGUAUAUUCCUUCAAGUCGUCAAACAACAGACAUUCUAACAAGGGCACUUCCAAAGGCCACCUACGAAAACAUGAAAAGCAAGUUGGGAAUGCUAGACAUCUACUACCCAACUUGA